Sesamum indicum (sesame) is the source of this 391-nucleotide messenger RNA. The record is from RefSeq and is a predicted model, not a curated record. NCBI's taxonomy places the organism in Eukaryota, Viridiplantae, Streptophyta, Magnoliopsida, Lamiales, Pedaliaceae.
GGAGAAAGACCCAAUGGAUGGCCUAAUCAAUUAGGCGCGGAUUUGCCCUUUGGUUGAGAGAGCUGUUGCCCCCAAUUUUUUUGAAUUUUGACCUAAAUUUGAAUAAAUUUUUCCACAAAAUUUCCCUUAACGGCUACAGCGGAGAAAUAUGGCUAAAGCAAAGCAUCAAAAGCCCAAACCUAGCAAAGAACCCAAACAGCCCCACAUUAAAAGGCGGGGGAAGCAAGCCGAUACAUCUGAUUUCCGGGCUCAGCUCGAUGUUUUGGGCCUGAAGAUCAUUGAAGUUACUGCGGAUGGUAAUUGUUUUUUCAGGGCGUUGGCUGAUCAAUUGGAAGGCAAUGAGGAUGAGCAUGAGAAGUAUCGGAAUAUGGUUGUUCGUUGGCUUUUUUAG